UUGGACAUCGAGUGGACAUCGAGUGGACAUCGAGUGGACAUCGGACUCAAAAUGAGUGGCGAAACGGUUGGCAUUAUAUAUCCGCCGCCAGAGCUUCGAAAUAUCGUCGAUAAGACGGCGAGUUUUGUGGCGCGAAAUGGGCCGGAGUUUGAGAGUCGGAUCCAACUGAACGAACAAAAUAACCCAAAAUUCAAUUUCUUGAAAGCCGGCGAUCCAUACAAUGCUUACUAUCAACACAAAUGCAAAGAGUUUAGAGAUGGCAACAAACCCGGCAGUGAUAUCGUCGCCGCCCCCACCGGUCCCCACACCACCGCUGGAGGUAUACCCACCCCUACGAUCACAAACAAACAGCAACAGCAGACGAGCCUCCAGACAAAGACCAGCAAACAGUUGGAACAGUUUAUGGAUCCGCCGAUCAUUCCUCGUGAGCCGCCGCCGGACUACGAGUUCAUGGAAGACCCGCCGUCCAUAUCGGCGCUGGACUUGGAUGUGGUCCGGUUGACGGCCCAGUUCGUGGCCAUUCACGGCCGAUCAUUCCUCACGAACCUCAUGAACAGAGAGCAACGCAACUAUCAGUUCGACUUUCUUCGGCCACAACACGGACUCUUCAAUCACUUCACACAACUCAUCGAACAAUACGCCAAAAUACACACACCAUCGAAGAAUGUGGUGAAUCUGUUGGCCAAAGAGUUGGAGAACAAUAAGAUCUUCUUAGACAAAGUGCGGUAUAGAGUGGAGUGGACUAAAAUACAAGAGGCGCAGAGGAGGCGUCAGGAGGAGGAGGCCGAGAAGGAGCGCAUCCAAUACGCGCAGAUAGAUUGGCACGACUUUGUCAUUGUCGAGACCGUCGACUACCAGCCCCACGAACAGGGAUUGUUUCCGCCGCCAACUACUCCUGAAAGGGUCGGCUCUAGGAUUCUGUUGCAGCAGAGGAUUGACGAACAGGGGGUAAUGACUAGUCAUUUGUUCCGUUAUCUGAUUCUGUUAUCUGAUUCUCAAGAAGCGGUUGAAAUGGACGUCGACUCCGAUGAGGAGAAUAAUGACGGAAACAAAGAGGAAACUAAUGGCAACAAACAGAAGGAGUCAAUGCCUCCGCCACCACUGCCUCCACUUCCGCCACAAUUGGAUAAUGUGCUCAUUCGGAAGGACUAUAAUCCGAAGUCCACGAAAGCACAGCCGCAACAGAACCCAACCCCGAGUCGAUCGACUGAUUCUUUCCUCAUCUCUCCGAUCACUGGCGAGAAAAUACCGGCCGAUAAACUCCAGGAACACAUGCGCUUCGGACUACUGGACCCGCGUUGGGUCGAGCAAAGGGACCGCUCUCUCCAGGAGAAGAUGGCUCAGGAGGAGGUGUAUGCCGUGGGCUCUGCCAUUGAAUCCAGUCUUAAACAGUUGGCUGAGAGACGAACUGAUAUUUUCGGAUCAGGAGAUGAGGAGACAGUUAUCGGUAAAAAGAUUGGCGAAGAAGAGCACAAAAAGCCAGAGAAGGGAACAGUUGUAUGGGACGGACACACGGCUUCGGUGGAAGCGGCCACUCGUGCCGCCAGAGCUAACAUCACUAUUGAGGAACAGAUCCAACAAAUACACAAAAUUAAAGGACUUUUACCUGAAGACGAUAAGGACAAGAUAGGGCCGGCUUUGCCCUCCUCUUCCAACAGCGCCACUAUAUCCGCGCCGCCCAUCACUUCGAUGCCCAUCAUCUCCGCGCCGCCCAAAUCCCAAAUGCUUUCGACGCCCACUAUGUCUAUAGUGACGACAACCAUAAACUCUGCGCCGCCUGUUAUGCAACCGCAACAGCAGAUGCAGGCCAUGCAUCAGAUGCAUCCCCAUCCUCAGCACCAAAUGAUGCCACCAAUGAUGAUGGGCGGACAGGGAGGCCCUUAUAUGAUGGCCCCACACAUGAUGGCACACAUGGGUUUGUAUGGUAUGCCAGGGAUGCAAAUGCCACCCCCGCAUGAGAUGAAUAUGGGGCCCAAUAUGACUCCAUUAGGCGUUCCACCGCCUAAUAUGACGAUGUCUUUCGAAGAGGAGCCGAGCGCUAAGAAACAGAGGACUGAAGAUAAUUUCAUACCAGAAGAUGAGUUUAUAGCAAAGAGCGGACCUAACGUUACGAUCAAAGUACAGGUCCCGCAGAGCAGUGAAAAGGCUGAAUGGAAACUGACGGGUCAGAUGUUGACACUCACCCUUCCGUUGACGGACACCAUAUCAGUAAUAAAGACGCGAAUCCAUGAGCAGACAUCUAUGCCUCCGGGGAAACAGAAACUCCAGUUGGACGGCGUCUUCGAGUUCCUGAGGUUAAGCAACCGGAUAAUAUUGUACUGA
Oppiella nova is the source of this 2322-nucleotide messenger RNA. Lineage: Eukaryota; Metazoa; Arthropoda; Arachnida; Sarcoptiformes; Oppiidae. The record is from the annotation of a GenBank genome assembly.